This is a messenger RNA of Glycine soja, 427 nucleotides long. Its product is annotated as phosphoglucomutase, cytoplasmic-like. Lineage: Eukaryota; Viridiplantae; Streptophyta; Magnoliopsida; Fabales; Fabaceae. The record is from RefSeq and is a predicted model, not a curated record. Bases 94 to 375 code for a protein of 93 amino acids. The transcript is spliced from 3 exons.
UCUUGCUUCUGUGAUUCUCUCUGCCCUACCAGGACUCAUUGACCUAAGUGAAGCUUACAAAAUUUGGAAGGUUGAUAAGAUAGACUUUCUUGCAUGCGCUGGAGCAUUCUUUGGAGUAUUGUUUGCUUCUGUGGAGAUUGGUCUACUUGCUGCGAUUUGGUGAACAUUGACACCGUUGGAAUCACUGCUCUAGAGGAACUGCAUAAAAGUUUGUCUUCACAUGGAAAACAGAACGUGGAUGCAGGUGCAGCAAAGGAACUGAUGGCAUAUUUGGUCAAGCUGCAGUCCUCACUUUCAGAAGUCAAUCAGUAUGUUAAUUUUAGUACACUAACAAUAGAAGCUAUUUGGUUCACUCAAUUAAGAAAAGAAUCUUAACAAGUUAAUUUCUCAUUCUUUAAAACUCAGUACAUAAUGAGUUUUGCUUUUA